Messenger RNA from Myotis lucifugus (little brown bat), 549 nucleotides. RefSeq names its product 40S ribosomal protein S26-like. Gene Ontology annotation, molecular function: structural constituent of ribosome; mRNA binding. The transcript has a single exon. Lineage: Eukaryota; Metazoa; Chordata; Mammalia; Chiroptera; Vespertilionidae. The coding region runs from base 175 to 471 and encodes 98 amino acids. Gene Ontology annotation, biological process: translation. The record is from RefSeq and is a predicted model, not a curated record. Gene Ontology annotation, cellular component: ribosome; cytosolic small ribosomal subunit.
GCAAAUAUUUAAAUAUUUUGGGUACAAACUUUGUGCUAAUUUCUCUAGUUUAUAGGGAUAUAUAAUACACACGAGACAAAAAUUAUUGUCCUUGCUGGAUCCUGCCUUUCUCAUCUAAGGUAAUAACCCUGAAACUACGUAAACAGAAUAAGAAAAUUAUUGUGGGUUUCCAAGAUGACCAAGAAAAGAAGGAAUAACGGUCGUGCCAAAAAAGGCCAAGGCCACGUGCAACCUAUUUGUUGCACCAACUGCGCCCAGUGCAUGCCCAAGGACAAGGGUAUUAAGUUUGUCAUUCAAAAGAUAGUAGAGGCCACAGCCAUUAGGGACAUCUCCAAAGCAAGUAUCUUCGACGCCUAUGUGCUCCCCAAGCUGAAUGUGAAACUACAUUACUGUGUGAGCUGUGCCAUUCACAGCAAAGUAGACAGGAAUCAUUCUUGUGAAGCUCGGAAGGACCGAACACCCCCAUCCUGAUUUACACCUGCGGGUGCUGCCCCACAACCUCCACCAAAGCCCAUUUAAGGAGCUAAGUCUUUAAGGAGUGAAGAAAAG